UUUUCGCCAAGUGUACCGACAGAAUCGCCGAUUCUUAUCGCGAGCCGUUGGAGAAGCCGCGAUCACGUUUCCGCAAAACUCCCCGCGUUACGUGCGACUCGCCGAUCCGCUCGGGGAACGAGAUUUGACAGAGAAAAUUGCGGACGCCGAUCAGACGCGAUUGCACCGCGCGGAAAUAUAUAGGUUGGCAGCCGGCCGUAAACGGAGUGAAAGCUCUAAUUAGCGGGCGGAGAGCUUUCACCCGCUUUUCAGAUCGGCUUCUCUCAACGUAGACGACGCCCGGCAACGAGCGUUAAACGAUCGGAAGGUGUCAAAUCGCGGACGUUGCCACUGCUGUUUGGCGUUAUUAAGCCCCGAACACGGAUAUGCGAUCGUGCCCUUCUCUCAGGGUGUGAUAUAAUAAAGCUCGACGAUGUUUAAUUAAAGCAGUUUACAAUGAAGAGGGGAAGGAGAUACGCGUGCUGUGUCACGAGCGACGAUAAACUCGAUUUCUAUACAAAAAGAAAGAAAGAACAUACUUGUUUUGAAAGUAUCUUUAGUUUUGACGUUUAAAUUUUACAAUAAAGUUACGUACAGAGAAAAUAUUACAGUUCCUUUUCAUGUAAAUUCUUCGCAAUUUUAAAAUGAUUUUAAUAAUGCGGAAAUAGACUGCCAGUAGGGUCCAUCUUGUUGACGAACAUAGAAUAUUCUGCUACAAAAAUGCUGCUAGAUACAGCAAAUUCUUUAAUGUACCUUUCAUUUCCUGAAAUAUAUAAGUGGCAUGUAUGAGAUAAAAAUACAGUCAAUUACAGAACGACAGAAUGUCGAUGUGCUCCUCUGUUACAAAGUUCUAAUUUUUACUAUAAAAUUUUCUCUCCAUGUAGCAUUAAACGAAGAUAAGCAACUUGCAUUAAUACAUUUUGUAUAAUUGAACAAAGAAAAAUAUAUUACAAUCAUUAAAGCAUAACAUAUUUUAAACUGAGAAUAUGAUGUUUUUAAGCGUCGGGAGAAGAUAUAUCAUUAUCACCAAAAUAAUCACAUUUAUUGUGAGACUAUUAUAUUUAAAUAAAAUUAUAACAUUACUUUUCAAGACUUGCAAUUCAAGACUUUGCAUAUCGUUGCUUAUGUAUAAAACAAUGAUUAUUAAUUUGAAUACAUUAGUUUUAAGUGGCUACUAAUUUUCAUUUUUGCGUAUGGUCGUGCAGCACCGAAAGUAAUUUUUUUUUAAGGCUGCACAUUACGCCGACAUGAUCAAUUCGAAUUGUCUCCUAAAUCUCAUUGGAAAGAAAAAUAUCUUAAGUUAAAAAAAAACUAAAAAAAAUAUCUGGAUAUCUGAAUGUAUAUCGGAAUAAGCAAGAAAAACGGUGUGGAAAAGAGAUCGUUACGAACGCUCCACUCUAUUUCGCGUUUGUUGCCCAGUUGCGUAUAUUCAAUCGGAGAAAUACACAGUGCGACAGUUAUUGGAUCCCCUUCUUACGAUGGAAUAUAACUCCCACGUUCAAUCUUGCGGAAUGUGUCGCGAACAGCAUGAGACUUAUCGGGAGAAGCGGAAAUCGCGGCGAACGGUGUAAAAAGACGAAAUAUCGAACGAUUGCCGAACGUAAUCGAAUCAUCUAGCUUGUCGAGAGGAAGGAGAAGUUUCACGAUUCCGUCGCGAAUUAUACCCAGCCGGCUGCGAAAAUCCCCGACGAAUCGACCGAUUAGUUGAUUUGUGAGACGUAGUUUUGCAAUUUUCCCGGAAUAUCGACCCCUUAUUGCGCCGCACACACGAAGGACACAUGUCGAUGGCGUUUGCAGUCCAACGCGCGACAGGUCUGCGUAUCCCUGCAUUUGAACGAUGUUGUUUGCAUUUUGAUAUUUUGAUUGUCACACUAAUUAUCAUACCAGUCACAAAACAACAUACGCAAACAACGCUGACAUCUCGGUCCUAUUUUUGAUUUUACGAUAUUAUCGGGACAUUGACAUCUCUUGUAAUGCCAAUAAAACCGGACAUGAUACGUGUGAUAUAAUUGGUAUAUGUGUUGGCUCUUUAAGAAGAAAAAAGAUACAUGCAAAUAAUUUAGGUCUGCGAAUUUAGCUGCCCGAAGUGCGAAUUUUUACGAAACUGACAUGGUAUUCGUAUAUCGACGAUUUGUCCACGUUUGCUUAAAAAUAAUUUCGUUUUGUCCACUCCUUCCCAGAAAAGUUACAACCAAAUAAAAAAAUGAUAUUAACAUUUAUUACUAUUGUCGUGAAUAUCCCUAAAAAUGUUUUUUUCAAAUUACAGCUAUGUAAUAACAAUUACAUUGUUAGUACAUGGAUAAGUGUGAAGAAAUCGUAGAGAAACGAAUGUCAGUUUCGCAAAAAUUCGCAUUUUAAGGAGCUGACUUUAUAGACCUGAAUAAUUUCUACCGACGCGCGUUUGCAGUCUUACGAAAAACUGACCCGACGCAGCAUCAGAUCCUCUGCAACAUGAUAUCACCGACGAUGUUAACCUAAUGAACCUCGCAAGACACGCCGAAGAUCCAAACGGGGAAAGAGCCGGGAGUGACGAGUGAUGGAAGUGAGCAGGGAAUUCGUUAACUGUGGGAAGGAGAAGAAAAGUGACGCGGAGAGGUAAAGGGGGUGAGUCCACGGCGACGGCAGCAGCAGGAGGGAACUCGGAAGGAGCUAUGAUAAAUUAAACGAGCACUCGAGCAUGUGUACGCGUAGUGUAUGUGUGGCAAUGAGAUGAACGUAGGUGGAUAGUGUAGGUGCACGCUGUGUUUUCGCACGAGGUUCCCAUUCAAGAUGCGACAUAUUUUCAUGCCAGCCGUGCGCGAGCCGUAAAAAUAACGUUUGCAUUUAUAUCGCAAGACAAAGGUGAAUUUUUCACUGUUGGAGAACGCCGGGUAAGCCUACGAAGUUGCACGAAAGUUGCUCGCGAAAAGCCAUACAGUCGUGUGAAAGCUCUCGCGUUACGAUAAAGAGAGAAAACCCCGUUGUUUCCGAGUGUAACGAGUUCGCGAGUACAGGUAACAAAAACGUAAACGAACAAGCGUAAGCUCUCUCUCGCCCUUUCUUUCUCUCUCUCUCUCUCUUUCUCUCGCUCUCUCUCUCGACUGGCCGAUUCCUACGUGAGAGCGGUUAAAUGAAGAAACGAUUGAAAACCGUCGAGUAACGAUUAGCGACAAGCGUUGGCGAUCAAGGACUCUAAUUUUCCAAUUUCAGAAGAGUCAACAAAAAGAGAGAGAUAGGAAGGGAAGGGGCGAAAAAGAGUCAGUUGCAACAACGAGCCCGGGCGCGAAGCGACGAGAUGCAAACUUAUUCGCUGCAUUUCUCCGCCACUUUGGGCAAUCGUUACCCUUUAUCUUUCGCGUCGUCAUGAAACUCGCUGGAUCGUCGUCGUCGUCGCGGCAAAGUUUGCUCGUUGUGAAUUUCCACCGGUACACCCGUCCACUGGAGGAUCGUAAUUCUUCGUCGAAUUAGACUACCUCCUUUACCGCUCUCUCUUGCGUUGUUAAUGUCACACCGUGAAGAAGUCUCAAGGGAAUGCAUUUUCUUGUUCGCCGUAGUCAAUUGCGAUCACGCCCGAGAGGCAAUGUGCCUCGAUGCGAGCAACGACUCGCCGUGCGGUACGAGUUCAUGAAGGAAGUGCAAUGUCCCUUUCGCUUGCUUGUCGUAUCGACAAAUUGUUCACUCAUCGCGGCUUCAUUAUGUGUCGUUAGCGUGUCGUUCAAAGUCAAAUAUCAUUAAACAUAAUCGGGCUCCACAAUUGGGACACCGUUUUCAGUGUAUUCAUGAGGACCAUAUUUGCAACGGUAAGAAAUCCAUCUUCAAAGAAAUGUGGAGCAUAGAUCGUCUCGGACCCUCCGCCAAGGUUGAGUACCAAGAACUGUUGCGAUGGCGCAUUAAAUGUAUUUAGGUAGCGAGGAAGUGGGGACUUAGUCGGUUUAAUGUUAGUCAGUGUCACACUGCCACUGACAACCGUCGAUAGUUGAGUGGAGCGUUUCUGGGCGUAGUUGAAAACGUGUGUGCCGAGCGUUGCAGCAGUCGCAUCUCGAAUGUGUCGACUAAUAUUUUCUUUUUCGCUGUAACUGAGGACAGCGUGCGUCCACUCGACAGGACUGAGAAAAGUGCGACAGAUUGUGAUUCGAAGAUGGCUGAGGAAGCUACCGCCACACCCAGCCUCUUUUCGAGAUUACAGAAGCAUCUAAAGGAGGCACCGUUUUUCUGCAAAAUCAUCGAACUGGUACUGUGCGUCGUUGCGACGGGAUUAGUGGCAGGUCCGUUCCAACAGAAUCAGAUGCGGCCGAGUGACAUACACCACAUAGCGAUAUUUCACGUGGCAGUGUGCGGUUACAUUCUCAUAAACGCGAUUCUCAUUAUGAGCCAUUUAAUGGGCGAACGAUUGCCGAAGAAGACGUCUCUCAUGUUCACGACGAUGGGGGCGAUCUUAUGCUGCACCGCUGGCCUCAUUCUGAUUCGCGACUGGGAUAAUUUCUCGUCUAAUUUGAUUCAUGCGUAUCUGGAGGCAUACAGCGACCAGACUGUGGCAGCCGGUUCCUUCGCGAUCUUGGCAGCCUUGGUAUUCGCCGUGGACACGUACUUCACCAACAAGUACGACUGAUCAGCCUGAAAAUCCCGAUCGUCACGGAUAUUCGCGGGAGCGACACGAAAUAUUAAUAGACCGCUUCGUACGUCCAGUUGUCCGUUUCGACAAAUAAAAAUAUAAGAAUAUCGAUACGCUAAAUAUAUUAUAUUCCGAGAGUUUUUCUCUGCUGAGUCGUAGUGUUAAUAAAGGACUUUUUUCAGCCUUUC
Odontomachus brunneus is the source of this 4758-nucleotide messenger RNA. RefSeq lists its product as uncharacterized. Lineage: Eukaryota; Metazoa; Arthropoda; Insecta; Hymenoptera; Formicidae. The coding region runs from base 4097 to 4567 and encodes 156 amino acids. Gene Ontology annotation, biological process: septate junction assembly. The record is from RefSeq and is a predicted model, not a curated record. The transcript has 3 exons.